GGCUUGGAAGCGCCGCAUUGCAAUGAAUGGGUCUUCGUGGAUAUGCUCAGCCCAUCCACGACGGUGACUGUGCGGCCCCGGUCCGCCUCCAGCAUCAGCAGCAGCAGCAGCCCAUCCAUCAUCCAUCAUCAUAGUAGUAGUGCUUCUCCUCCAAACGACCCCAAGGCGGUGGUUCUGCGCCAUAAGCAGCUGGCCAGAGCAGAACGGCGGCCGGGCCACCAGAGGCGAUAUGCUCCCAAGACGAGGACCGGCUGCAUCACAUGCAAAAUCAGAAGGGUAAAGUGCGAUGAGGACAAGCCGCAUUGUAAACGAUGCACCACGACCGGCCGCAAGUGUGAUGGCUAUGCACAGCUGGGCGACUCCUCGAAUACGCCCAGGUCGCCAGAGCCAGGUUUGACCGUGGCCUUGGUGAAUGAUGUAUCCAGUGAUGCUCUGGAACGAAGGACUUUCGACUUUUUCCGUGCUCGGACCGCUCCUUGUGUUUCUGGCUACUUUGCGGACGCCGUCUGGGAUCGACUGGUCCUACAGCUGAGCCACCACGAACCGGCCGUGCGACAUGCCAUCAACGCACUGGGUGCACUCCAUGAGGAGCGGUCAUUGCGAAGGUCGGCCGGGGCAGAAGGCAUCGACGUGUCGCUCGUCAAGACUGGAUUCCCCAUAUUACAGUACUCGAAAGCACUCAAUGAGAUGCAAGAGCUGUUGAAGAGCGGCAAAGCAUCCUUGGACGUGAUUCUCUUAUGCUCACUGUUAUGUAUCCACUUCGAGGCAUUGCGAGAAUCCUUCGUUCCUGCUCUAAUGCAUGUAGAGAACGCGAUCCAACUCCUCAAUUCGACCGCAUCGUUCGACGCGCGGAAAGUCAACCCCAGCCUGGUGCGGGCAGUGAUGCGGAUGGACUUGCAAGGUACACUAUAUCUGGGCUCGCGAGUGCCCGGAAUGCCCUUCUUUACGGCAGCCACAGAUUCGGUUCUACCGGAAACCUUUCAUGAUCUUACCCAUGCUCGGGAUCUGGUCAACACCUGGACCAGUCGUCUUUUGCAUUUUAUGAGGACAGUGGGUGAUCACCACAAAAUCAGGUUCCCUGGCAACUUCUCCAUUGAUAAGCUCGCCCAAGCGCAGGCGCUAGAACAGACGUUUAUACAAUUAGAUGCACUGCUGUGGGAGUUCAUGCACAAACCUACCGCGAAGCUGAGCACCAGGGAACAACAUGGCCUGGGCAUGCUCCGCAGCCGGACGAAGAUGAACCGUAUCCUUGCUUCCUCCAGUCUGUACACGGAGGCGUGCUAUUUCGAUCAAUUUCUUGACGAGUUCGAGAACAUACUCACCAUCUGCAUGUACAUUAUGGGUUCUGACAACGCGGAUCGGAGACUCUUUUCCGUCAGCCUGGAUGAAGGAUUGAUCCAUCCUCUGUUUUUCUGCGCGACGCAUUGUCGUGAUGGCAGGAUCCGACACCAAGCGCUGGCCCAGCUGAGGAAACUUCCGGUGAGGGACGGAAUAUGGCACGUCGAGACCACGACGCGGACUGCCGAGAUGUGCAUACGGUUCGAGGAAGAGUUGUGCGGCAAAGCCCCUGGCACCGCUCUCUGCUCUGAUAUCCCCGAGUGGCGAAGAGUACACUCUGCCAGCUUCGACACCAUGGGCGACGAGUCCGCCCCGAAGAAGAAGGUCAUGGUCAAGCUUCGCUCGAGACCGAAUGGGACCGAUGGCGAGUGGGUGGAGCACGAGCAAUUCAUUGAUUGGUUAGUCCCGAGCCAGCACAAACACAUUCGCGAGAACGUUGGACUCAUCAUGCAAAACUCUUCAGCUCCCUCUCGGGCAAUCGGUCAAUAAUCAGAAUCCAGCAAAUCGAAUCCCGAUUCAACCCAGAGGGCGGAGCUGCACCCAGAAAGCAGAUCAGCAGAUGGAAAGGGAAAGGCGAUUGAAGCUCGCGUAUGAGUUUAGCCAGAGGUGUGCGCGUGAUAUGUAUGGGUUCAUGGUGCGAGAGCGGGAGCAGAGAUCAAUUACUAUAUCAAUCAAUCACAGCAGGCCGAGCGUAUCCGGACGCGAUCGUGUAGGAAUAUAUGUACGAG
This is a messenger RNA of Sphaerulina musiva SO2202, 2066 nucleotides long. RefSeq lists its product as uncharacterized. The transcript has 2 exons. Gene Ontology annotation, molecular function: DNA-binding transcription factor activity, RNA polymerase II-specific; zinc ion binding. Bases 43 to 1827 code for a protein of 594 amino acids. Gene Ontology annotation, biological process: regulation of DNA-templated transcription. The record is from RefSeq and is a predicted model, not a curated record. Lineage: Eukaryota; Fungi; Ascomycota; Dothideomycetes; Mycosphaerellales; Mycosphaerellaceae.